GCGCGGACAAACCGCUCACGACGUCUCGGCCUUAUUGCGCGUCGCGACGAAGCUUUGAAGCUCGCAGCCCUGCAGCAGUGGGUUGCUUGCGCGCCUCGUGGUAUUCGAAUGCGACUUGCGUUCGAUCGUUGGCGCAUGCAGGCACGGGAGCGGAGAAUACUUCGGUUGACCCGCGGAGAUGUGGCUGAGGCUCGGACUGCUAUGCUAAACACCUUUCGUCGUACUGACGACGAUCCGCGCGAGUCUCCUUCCCACGCCGAGCAAAGAAGUGCGAGCACCAGUACUAGUGGAAGACUAAACGGCGCAAGCAGACGAGCUCAAACUCAAGAAACCGCGGGCCCAACAAUUUUGACCAGAACAUCGGGAGGAUUUUUGAACAUCGGUAACAAAAGCGUAAAUUUGAACGCCUCGUCUGGACCGCUUCUGUCUCAAGCGAGAGCAUCUCCUCCACUAUCAGCGACUGGAGACCGUUCUCGGAUCCUUCCAGGCGGGUCUCGCCUUUUAGGGACGUCAACGGGCCCAUUUGCGCCUUCGGCACGCUCUGGGUCGUCCGUUCCGGGACGUAGUUCUGUCCCCGAUUUCGACGCAUCCCCAACCACGGGACUUGCGGGCAGACUUCGUGCUGCACGUGACGGUGGGAUAUCAAGAUCUGGUGAGUUUUCUGCUGCGUCCUCUCUGAAUCUCUCAGGUUUGAGAGACUCACGUGACUCCGAUCUUUGGUCACCGCGGGCUCUGCGACGUUCGCGCAUCCUAGCAGAGCAGGAAAAUGGUGGGAAAUCAUCUUCCAGUGGGAGCAGUGUGCGACACAGCAAGGAAUCAGUACCUUUCCUUUCCAGUGCGGCAGGCGCCACAACAAGUGGCUCAGUGCUUCGCACUGCGUCAGCAAGCGGCCGGUUUCAGUUGCCUAAAUUCGACGGAUUUUCAUUACAAGUGAAGAAGAUUCAGGCACCUUCUCUGAGCCCUUUACCCUCCAUGCUUCCGGAGAAGGCAAAGAGUUAAUGCCAUCGCUCUGGAGUCGAGGCGCUACUCCUGAUAGGAAGUUCUAGAUCCUCAAGGUGGCGUCCCUCGUUUGUUCUUCAACGUCGCCGAGUAAUCGUACGUAUAGAUGAGUGAUUUGUGUUUGAGGCUUCGCUAUUUUGUUCGGCCACCUGUAUGCUACAGUAGAUAUUUAUUUGUCUUCGCAGAACUCGGCUGUACAUUAAAUGCUAACAACUCGGUGUCGCUUAUGGUAUUUCAUUUCUCUAAACAAAUUGAAACUCGUCCCUGUAGAAUUCCGCAAUUAGUCUCAUAUGCUUACUAUUUGUUUGCAAGAUAGAAUGAGUAUUUCUGUUCCCUCGAAUAUGCUUACUUUUCAAGACCUGUUGUCUUAUUCUCCUCCCAAACCUUCGCUUUCACAUUGCAUGGUGAUAGUUUGAUUCGCAGUAUGACGCUUUCGUAACAUCGUUUCCUUGGUGACUAGUAGUUGAGUACUACUGCUUCGUGAAAUAGAUGCGGUUUCGCGUGAAUUGAAUAAGCCUUGAGGCCAAGGAAGAUCUGUGUCGCUCGUUUCAGCCAGCGGCGCUUUUUUUUUCGUGGCAAUGUAUGACCGAGGUAGAG
This is a messenger RNA of Amoebophrya sp. A25, 1596 nucleotides long. Lineage: Eukaryota; Dinophyceae; Syndiniales; Amoebophryaceae. The record is from the annotation of a GenBank genome assembly.